Manis javanica (Malayan pangolin) is the source of this 3911-nucleotide messenger RNA. The record is from RefSeq and is a predicted model, not a curated record. Lineage: Eukaryota; Metazoa; Chordata; Mammalia; Pholidota; Manidae.
CCGCGGCGCAGCUCGGGAAGGAAUCGUCGCCCCCAGCCGACUGAGAUUCCGCCGAAGCCGGCGCCGCCGCCCGGGAUCUGCUCGCUGUGUUUUCCGCUUUCUCCAUCCUUUCUUUAAAAAAAAAAAACAAAAAAAAACCACAACAAAACCAGCCAGCCAGCCAACCAAGAAUCCGGUUUGUUGAUCGCCUUUUUUUUUCACCGUUUGCGGGAUUUGCAAACCGAGUUACAUGCAUGUCCAGUGGGGGUAGGUUUAAUUUUGACGAUGGAGGGUCCUACUGUGGAGGCUGGGCGGACGGCAAGGCGCACGGCCAUGGCGUCUGCACCGGCCCCAAGGGCCAAGGCGAAUACACCGGCUCGUGGAGCCACGGCUUCGAGGUGCUGGGCGUCUACACCUGGCCCAGCGGGAACACGUACCAGGGCACCUGGGCGCAGGGCAAGCGCCACGGCAUCGGCCUGGAGAGCAAGGGGAAGUGGGUGUACAGGGGCGAGUGGACGCACGGAUUUAAGGGACGCUACGGGGUGCGGGAGUGCACGGGCACCGGGGCCAAGUACGAAGGGACCUGGAGCAACGGGCUGCAGGACGGCUACGGCACGGAGACCUACUCGGAUGGAGGGACCUACCAGGGCCAAUGGGUGGGCGGCAUGCGCCAAGGCUACGGUGUGCGGCAGAGUGUCCCCUACGGCAUGGCGGCGGUCAUCCGCUCACCCCUGAGGACGUCCAUCAACUCUCUGCGCAGCGAGCACACGAACGGCGCGGCGCUGCACCCCGAUGCGUCCCCAGCGGUGGCCAGCAGCCCGGCCGUGUCCCGGGGCGGCUUCGUGCUCGUAGCCCACAGUGACUCCGAGACCCUCAAGAGCAAGAAGAAAGGGCUGUUCCGGCGCUCGCUGCUGAGCGGGCUUAAGCUGCGCAAGUCCGAGUCCAAGAGCAGCCUGGCCAGCCAGCGCAGCAAGCAGAGCUCCUUCCGCAGCGAGGCCGGCAUGAGCACGCUCAGCUCCGCCACCAGCGACGCGCACUCCACCAUCAGCCUGGGUGAGGGCGAGGCCGAGCUGCCGGCCGUCGAGGACGACGUCGACGCCACCACCACGGAGACCUAUGUGGGCGAGUGGAGGAGCGACAAGCGCUCCGGGCUGGGCGUGAGCCAGCGCUCGGACGGCCUCAGGUACGAGGGUGAGUGGGCCGGCAACCGGCGACACGGCUACGGCUGCAUGACCUUCCCCGACGGCACUAAGGAGGAGGGCAAGUACAAGCAGAACGUCCUCGUGAGCGGCAAGCGCAAGAACCUCAUCCCACUGCGUGCCAGCAAGGUCCGCGAGAAGGUGGACCGAGCCGUGGAGGCGGCCGAGCGGGCCGCCACCAUCGCCAGGCAGAAGGCGGAGAUCGCAGCCUCCAGGACAUCCCACUCCCGGGCCAAGGCCGAGGCAGCCCUUGCAGCAGCCCAGAAGGCCCAGGAGGAAGCACGUAUUGCCAGGAUCACUGCCAAAGAGUUCUCCCCCUCCUUCCAGCACAGGGAAAAUGGGCUCGAGUACCAGAGGCCAAAGCGUCAGCUCUCCAGCAGUGACAUCGAGGGGGUCUCCACCGGGACGCCCCUGCAGCAGGAGAGCCCCGAGCUGUACCGCAAAGGCACCACCCCCUCGGACCUGACCCCCGACGACAGCCCCCUGCAGAGCUUCCCUGCCAGCCCCACAGCCACACCGCCGCCAGCCCCUGCCUCGAGGAACAAGGUCGCCCACUUCUCCCGGCAGCUGUCAGUGGACGAGGAACGAGGCGGGGACAUCCAGGUGCUCCCGGAGGGCCGAGGAGGGGACUACGUCCUCAACAGCUGGGGCGAGGGGAAGGUCGUGGGCCCCCGGGCCAGCCGCGGCAGUGCCCUCCGUAGCGGCCAGCCCACAGAUGACUUCCGCACCCGGGGCUUGGGCCACAAGCCCCCCGGCAACCCCAAGCCCCGGGAGCGGCGGACGGAGUCCCCUCCUACAUUCUCCUGGACUGCUCACCACCGGGCCAGCAACCCCAGCUCGGGGGGCACCAAACUGCUGGAGCUGGACGAGGAGAAGCUGAGCAACUACGAGAUGGAGAUGAAGCCCCUGCUGAGGAUGGACGCAUACGUGCAGGAGGCGCCCCCCCAGAAAAGGCGUUACAGCAAGGGAGGCGCCUGCCGGGGCCUGGGGGAGGACCACCGCUCCGAGGACCGGGGCUUUGGGGCGCAGAGACCGAGGUCCAAGUCCCACAACAAGGAGAGCUCCAGGCCGGCCCCGUGUGUGGGACCCGCGGUACAGAGACUGGGGAGCCUGCGGCUGGGGGGCAGGGCAGAGCCCCGGCUGCUGCGCUGGGACCUGGCCUUCUCCCCACCCCGGAAGUCCGCGCCCGCAGCACUCGAGUCGGACGAGGAGAGCGGGGACGAGCCCAAGUCCAGCACGGGCUCCGCACCUAUUCUGGUAGCCAUGGUGAUCUUGCUAAACAUCGGAGUUGCCAUUUUGUUUAUUAACUUUUUCAUCUGAUGAGACUGUCACGUUAGCAAGAGUAACAGUCGGUAUACAAAAGAGGGGUGUCAGAACAACAAAAUGGGGAGACUCGUAACUCGGACCGCCCGACAAGUACUCCUGAGUCUUUUCACAGAAACACAGGAUUGGGUAUUACUCACAGUUUGCCUUUUUUUCUGGGUAAUGUUUUUUGGAUUUUAGCCAAAAUUCCUUGCUUGUAUAACACUAUGCUGUGUGGCAUGGCAGAAGGAGGCCCGCACGCCGACCCUCCAGCUUGAUGUGGAAAGACAAGGGACCCCAGCAACGCAGGGGCACAAAAGAUCACCUCCAUCGACGCCAUUGCACCCCGUCCAGGACGUGGGAAAUGUGGCGACUGGAGGGAGACCCGUCCGGCAUCCGGCUGUGCCUGGCGAAGGGGGACAGCGCUGUGAGGCGGAGUGCAGUCGGUCAGCCCGCUUUUCCUGCGUGUCUGAAAGAGCGGGUGACAAGUAUGGGCAUGAGGCACGGGGAAGAGGGCGUCCCUCCCCAGCUGGCAGCAGCCUGCACCGCCUUCUGUUGUGACCUGUGCCGUGUACUCAGGGAAGCAGAGCUCUGCCUUCUCUUCCGGGCACUGCCCCACAAAUUCCAUGGAGGCCACUCCCCACGCUGAGUCUUAAAGCAAAGUCCUGUUUCCUCUGCUGCCUGCCUGCCCUCCCGGCCCUGCUGGGCUCGUCCCGGGCCCCAGGGAGGCCGGGCUGCGGACAGCCAGAGGGCAGGAGCAGUGUGGGGACAUCACGCCUAGGACAUCACCUCUGCAUGCCACAUGCAGAUGUAUCUCCAGGGCCCUGUGUCCUUCCCCGUCAGAUGUCCAAGGCAGUGACGGCCCUUACGUGACGUCGUCUUCUCCUGCUAUCACUAAGCUGUGGGUUUUCACAUCUUUGUCCUGUACCCGCCUCCACUUCUCCGUACCUGCAUAUUCUUUCCAGAUCGCCUCAUUCGUGCUCCGGAGCUGGUCUGGUCCCAGGACAGAAAUGUGAUUGAAACCCAGUUGCUGGGAAGUUCCUAAGGAAUCAUUGCAUUUCCCUCUCCCAGAACAGACAGCCUAACUUGUCUCAAGCAGAGACAGGUUCCUGGUAUCUCUGCCUUCUCUGCCAGCGCUGUUCCAACACCCAAACAAAAAAAGAACAAGGCCCCAGGAAGUCUGGGUGCCCCGUGGUCCUGGACAGCGUGGAUGGGCAUCUGUGGCCACGGGCCUGCCCGUGUGCAGCCCCAAGCCCACGCCUGGAAGGUCCCGACAGUGAGUCCCCACAGCCGUCCUGGGAGCAGCCGCGCCGUGGGCUCUGCCUUGCUUUGCUUAUGUUUAGCUGUUUCUCUGCCACCUUUUGAGCAGAUUUCUUUACUACACUUAACUGCACUGGAUUGCUAUAUUUUUAACCAGAAAUAAACUAAAGA